GAUAUUGCUGACAUUUGGACAGAUCGACACCGAGAAGUGUUGCGACAUCAUCAGCGUGUACGAUUAUGAUGAAACCCCUUACAACCCACUUCUGGACAGGUUCAGUGGACAGAUUGCGGCCGGAGUCAAAGUGUUCACGUCGACUUUGAACCAGAUGGUCGUUGAAUUCUACACAGAUUCCCUCGAUCAGGGAUCGGGAUUCUCCGCUACUGCAGUUAAUGCUCCCUAA
Molecule: messenger RNA, 229 nt
Organism: Ostertagia ostertagi
Lineage: Eukaryota; Metazoa; Nematoda; Chromadorea; Rhabditida; Trichostrongylidae
Source: the annotation of a GenBank genome assembly